Molecule: messenger RNA, 2168 nt
Organism: Archocentrus centrarchus (flier cichlid)
Lineage: Eukaryota; Metazoa; Chordata; Actinopteri; Cichliformes; Cichlidae
Gene: gjb3
Product: gap junction protein beta 3
Exons: 2
Coding region: 337-1188 (283 amino acids)
Biological process (GO): cell-cell signaling
Cellular component (GO): connexin complex
Molecular function (GO): gap junction channel activity
Source: RefSeq, a predicted model, not a curated record
UAGUUUGCAGAAGGCCCUGAAGCAUUGCAGGCGAGACAGGGGCACAGCGAGGGAGAGAGAAGAGGAACAUCUGGGGUGAAGCUCCAGCCUUUCUUGUUUAGCCACACCCACACCCACAGGCGCAUUGCUCAGCGCUGCUGCGCUCCUUUACCUGCCGACUGGAACCAGAUCUGCGGGUUGAAGGAACAAAACGAUCUCAGAGCAACGAGAAAUCAUCGGGGUGUACACAGGCACCGGAAUCCGUCUGGAACCAUUAUGGUUUAAAGCUUCUUUGGUCUGAAGAUAAACUACUAGCAGUGAUUCCAGAGACGAGAUAUCUAACUGUCAGACAAGAACAUGGAUUGGAAGACCUUUCAAGCCCUCCUCAGUGGCGUGAACAAAUACUCCACAGCGUUUGGGCGGGUUUGGCUGUCAGUGGUGUUUGUGUUCAGGGUGAUGGUGUACGUGGUGGCAGCGGAGCGAGUGUGGGGUGAUGAGCAGAAAGACUUUGACUGCAACACCAAGCAGCCCGGCUGUUCCAACGUCUGCUACGACCACUUCUUCCCCAUCUCCCACAUCCGCCUGUGGGCCCUGCAGCUUAUCUUUGUCACCUGCCCAUCAUUCAUGGUGGUCAUGCAUGUGGCAUAUCGUGAGGACCGUGAGCGCAAGUACAGGGCCAAGUUUGGCGAGGACCGCAAGCUGUACAACAACACGGGGAAGAAACACGGCGGCCUGUGGUGGACCUACCUGAUCAGCCUCUUUGUCAAGACAGGCAUUGAGAUCUCCUUCCUCUACAUCCUCCACCGAGUCUACGACAGCUUCUACCUGCCAAGGCUGGUCAAGUGCACAGUGUCGCCUUGCCCCAACAUAGUGGACUGCUACAUCGGCCACCCCACUGAGAAGAAGGUCUUCACAUAUUUCAUGGUUGGAGCUUCGGCUCUCUGCAUUGUCCUGAAUAUCUGUGAGAUCAUUUAUCUCAUCGCCAAGCGCUUUGUAAGGUGCGCAAACAAGGUCAAAAGGCACAACCGCAACAUGGCCGUCCAAAGUAAUGACUUUGAGGACCCCUUUAACAACUGCAACCAUGCUGGGUUGCAGGAGCUGAAGGAAAAGCCUCCAGCCUUCAGACCAUGCAAGUCUCCAUACAGAUCGUGUGCACUCAGACUUGAGGAGAAGAUACGAGCCUCUGCUCCUAACCUCUCCGUUUCAUGAUCAGAGCUGAAACCAGGCCAAAGAGCAAGAGCUCUGCAGAGCUUAGGCUACAACCCAGUGACAGUGAAAAAAAUAACAGACUCAGAACAAUGAGCCAAACUACAGCUUGUGCCAGAAAGCGGAAGUUGAGUCAUGAGUACUGGAUCCAUCCUGUGGGCCCUUGUGUCCACAUGUAAGACUUAAAGAGCACAUGAACUUUUGUUUUCAAAUCAACUCCCACAAUAUUUACAAGUCAGCUCGAGACAGGAAUGAUCUGAUAGUAAUGUGGUUUGAAUUUUUUGAAUAAAUGUUUACUCUGUCUUUGGAGUUUUGACACAGGAGGGGAUGCAAAAAUUCUCACAUGGAAGGAGGACACACCUUGGAGAGGUAUUUGCCCUCCCUGCCAGUGUGCACAGUGGUGUGUCAGAGCACGCUAUUGUUGCAGUGUGUUUGCCAUCUUGUUGUGCUUCAGUGACCCUUUUUUAUUUAACUUCAACUGAUUUCUCACAGUUUUGCAGUAAACAGUUGUUUGGUGGAGUGUGGAGGUUCCAGAGGUCAUACUUAGCUUUGAGUGAUACUUGAAGUUUUGUAAGCUGGCUUAAAAAAAAAAAGGUUUCUGUUGCAUCUAUUUCUCCAAAAAGCUUCACGAUGGUAACAAAAAUGUGUAAAUUACAUUGUUGUGAGUGAAUCCUCGGUGGACAUGUUGCUUGGUCUCAGGUUUAAUGUUGUAGACGUGCUGUGUUUGGACGUUCUUGUACACAAGGCCUCCUGAUCCAAGACCACUGUUGAUCUUCAAAAAGGCGAAAGGAAUGCUGCUGUUUAACUCAGUGCUGGCAGAGCUGGGACACUGUGGAGCGACCACAAGGACGGUGACACACAGACGGCGCUUUGAACUGUAUUUAAGUAUUUUUAUGAGUCACUCGUCGUCCUGGAAAUGUAUUUCCUGUCCUUGUUAAUAUUUCACUUUUAUAAAUGUAAAGAUAUAAAAUAUCCUGAAUAUG